AAAAAGGUGAAGACUCUUCUGAAUGCUCAUCUGAAGAUAAAAGCAACAGUGAUAAAAAAAAUCAAAAAUUCAUAUUAUUGAAUCCUAAGAAAAGACGUGAUAGAGGUCAGCCUCCUGGCAUUAAACAACUUAAAUCAGCAUGUGAAAAAGUUACCAAAAAACAGAAAAGACAUUGUAAGAAAUGUGACAAUGUUGGUCAUUAUUAG
Messenger RNA from Cetraspora pellucida, 206 nucleotides. The record is from the annotation of a GenBank genome assembly. NCBI's taxonomy places the organism in Eukaryota, Fungi, Glomeromycota, Glomeromycetes, Diversisporales, Gigasporaceae.